Molecule: messenger RNA, 3024 nt
Organism: Plutella xylostella (diamondback moth)
Lineage: Eukaryota; Metazoa; Arthropoda; Insecta; Lepidoptera; Plutellidae
Gene: Pgant5
Product: polypeptide N-acetylgalactosaminyltransferase 5
Biological process (GO): protein O-linked glycosylation
Cellular component (GO): Golgi apparatus
Molecular function (GO): polypeptide N-acetylgalactosaminyltransferase activity
Source: RefSeq, a predicted model, not a curated record
CUGUGUAACGUGACGUUUGGUUGGUUUGACGUUUGUGACGUGACAGUAUUGUGAUGGCGAAAAUUUGACGAUCGGUCGCCGAUUGUGAGAAGUAAAGUGAUAGUGAUUUGUUGGAAAACCAAGCGAAAGGUCGUCCGAUUCGUAGACUGCUGACAUGUGGCACUAGAUCCUUUACCUUAGUUUAGUUAGUAACUCGGCGAAGAUGUUCCGGAGCAAGAUGCGCAUCCACACGUGCCGCAUCAUCCUGCUGACGUCGCUGGUGUGGGUGCUCGUGGACGUGGCGCUGCUGGCGCUCUACUCCGACUGCAUCGGCGACGGCUGGGACUGCCGGAAGAAGCCCGCUGAGGGGGAAGUGCUGGAACUUGGCAGCCAAGCAGAAUACAAAGGCAAAAAAGCUGCUAUAGCAGCGGCUCUAGGUCAUGAAGUAAAUAAUGCAGACACAAACCUGGAGGAGAAUAUUCUAGAAGCAGAGAUUGGGGAGACGGGGCUGGUGCUGUCUCAUUAUCCUAAAACACACUUGAAGAGAUGGCAUGCUGUUCCACCUGUCAAGCCUAUAGGAGGAUCUCCUGGUGAAAUGGGCAAACAAGUGAACAUCCCCAUCGAGCAGGAGAAGGUGAUGCUGGACAAGUUCCAGGAGAACCAGUUCAACCUGAUGGCCAGCGACAUGAUCUCGCUCAACCGCUCGCUGCCCGACGUGCGCCUCGAGAAAUGCAAAGUGAAGAAGUACCCCGACCUCCUUCCUACCACGAGCAUCGUGAUCGUGUUCCACAACGAGGCGUGGACCACGCUCAUACGGACCAUCUGGAGCACCAUUAACCGCUCCCCGAGGCCGCUGCUGAAAGAGAUUAUAUUGGUCGAUGAUGCUAGCGAGAAAGAGCACCUCGGCAAGAAGCUCGAAGACUACAUCAAGACGCUCCCAGUUCCGACGCGUCUGUUCCGCACAGAGAACCGCUCGGGGCUGAUCCGGGCCCGGCUGCUGGGAGCCAAGCACGUGCGCGGUGACGUCAUCACCUUCCUCGACGCGCAUUGUGAAUGCACUGAGGGCUGGCUGGAGCCUCUGCUAGCGAGGAUAGUAGAGGACAGGACCACGGUGGUGUGUCCCAUCAUCGACGUCAUAUCCGACACUACCUUCGAGUACAUACAGGCGUCCGACAUCACGUGGGGCGGCUUCAACUGGAAACUCAACUUUAGAUGGUACCGCGUGCCCGAGCGCGAGAUGAAGCGGCGGGAGGGCGACCGCACGGCGCCGCUGCGCACGCCUACCAUGGCCGGGGGGCUGUUCGCCAUAGACAAGGAGUACUUCUACAAGAUAGGCAGCUACGACGAGGGGAUGGACAUCUGGGGAGGAGAGAAUCUGGAGAUGAGCUUCCGGGUGUGGAUGUGCGGGGGCACGCUCGAGAUCGCGCCGUGCUCCCACGUGGGGCACGUGUUCCGCAAGACCACGCCGUACACGUUCCCGGGGGGCACGGGCCGCGUCGUGAACCACAACAACGCGCGCCUCGCCGAGGUCUGGCUCGACGACUGGAGGCAGUUCUACUACAAUAUUAACCCAGGCGCGCUGAACGUGCCAGUCGGCGACGUGAGCGAGCGCAAGGCUCUCCGUGAGAGACUCAAGUGCAAGAGCUUCCGCUGGUACCUCGAGAACAUCUACCCGGAGAGCCAGAUGCCGUUGGAUUACUACUACUUGGGAGAGAUCCGCAACGCCGAGACGUCCAACUGCCUGGACACUAACGGCGGCAAGUCGGGCCAGCCCGUCGGAAUGGGCUACUGCCACGGCAUGGGAGGGAACCAGGUGUUCGCGUACACGAAGCGUCACCAGAUAAUGUCGGACGACAACUGCCUGGACGCGGCGCACCCGCGCGGGCCCAUCAAGCUCAUCCGCUGCCACGGCAUGCGCGGCAACCAGGACUGGACGUAUGAUGCGCAGACGCGCACAAUAAAGCACACGAACACGGGCAUGUGCCUCGACAAGCCCGAGGAGGCCGACGUGUGGAAGCCGGUCCUUCGGCCGUGCACGCGCGCUCGCUCGCAACAGUGGCUCAUGCAGACCGAGUUCAAGUGGCAGGCGCGGGCCAGCUAGUCGACUGUGCACCCACACGAAAUAUACAACGAUAGACCACAACAGUCUUCCCCUCUAAUUAGAUAACAGAUUUUAUUCCUUAUUCCUAUAUCUGAGAUUUUAUAUCUAUUUCAUACGUGAGAUCCUGUGAAUUGUUGACAAUACUUUAUUGCUAAUAUAAUUGUUUGUAUUAUUCCAUAAAAUGUUGCUCAACGUGUAAGAGUAUUGAAUUGAGUGAGUUUUGAUGUAUUUAGGAUAUUGUAGUUUGCGUUAUUUAGUGGUAUUGUAUGCAAUAUUAAGUAAUCAGAUUUAAAUCGUGAUUGUUUAUGAAACCGAGGGUUAUGUUAGAGAGUGGCAGCUAGCGUUACAUGGGGAUUAAGAUAAAACAUUAGAUGCCUACGCAUGCAGACGAAUUUAAUCCUAUCGGUUGCCAUGUUCACUUAGGAUUUUGACACUAUCAAUUUCUGGCAGCUGGUUGGUUGUUAAAUGGGAGCAUGUGCCAUCUAGUCUUGAUAUAGACGUGUGCAAUUUGGUUGGUUGUAAGGAAGUUCACCUUUGUAAGAUGUAAGUUGUAUUAAUACUCGCACCCAUGACUCGAAGUAACCUUCUUUCAGAAUGCUAGGGCAUCUUGUUUGUAAGUAAUUAUGAUUCUACUCUUAUGUCGCUUACAUGAAUAUCUUUUGGAUGCGUAGAACGUAACAAGACCAAUUUUAGCAAGACAUCGUACCGAUAGGGACUUUAAAUAGAACACCUAUCUAUUGAGAGUGGAUGAUCAUAGAUAGAGUCACGCAAUGAUAGAAUGUAUGGGUUAACCGUGUGCAUAAAACUAGGUCUAUGGCCAACGAAAUUACCUCGAUGAAGUGUGUACAUUUUAAAUUUUGCUGUACCCUUUGGUAGCCCUGUAUUGUCCUAACUAGAGAAUAGUAUUGAAAUUCUCAGGGUGCUAAAAUCAUUGCCACUAGGAA